Molecule: messenger RNA, 3298 nt
Organism: Lampris incognitus (smalleye Pacific opah)
Lineage: Eukaryota; Metazoa; Chordata; Actinopteri; Lampriformes; Lampridae
Gene: pknox1.1
Product: pbx/knotted 1 homeobox 1.1
Exons: 10
Coding region: 59-1384 (441 amino acids)
Biological process (GO): angiogenesis; regulation of transcription by RNA polymerase II
Molecular function (GO): RNA polymerase II cis-regulatory region sequence-specific DNA binding; DNA-binding transcription factor activity, RNA polymerase II-specific
Source: RefSeq, a predicted model, not a curated record
GCCAACUGUCCCACCUCUCUAUAAUGCCCCAGUGUUUGCAGCAUCUGCAGUGAACACGAUGGCAGCCCAGUCGGUUUCCAUAGACAAGUACCAAGAAGGAGAGCAGCAGAUGCAAGGCGUGGUGCAGACAGACAGUGACUCUGACCAAAAGUUCAUCGAAGGGACACUGGUGGAAGCCUCCAGCCCGGCCCCUGCAGAGCCUCAGACACCCAUGGAUGCAGACAAAGCUUCCAUUUACCGACACCCCCUUUUUCCUCUAUUGGCUCUGCUCUUUGAGAAGUGUGAGCAGUCCACACAGAGCUCUGACUGCAUCACGUCAGCCAGCUUCGAUGUGGAUAUUGAGAACUUUGUCCGCAGCCAGGAGAAAGAGGGCAAACCCUUCUUCAGUGAGGACCCUGACCUCGACAACUUGAUGGUCAAAGCCAUCCAGGUCCUGCGGAUCCACCUCUUGGAGCUGGAAAAGGUGAGCGACCUGUGUAAGGACUUCUGUAGCCGCUAUAUUGCCUGCCUCAAGACCAAGAUGAACAGUGAGACCCUGCUGAGUGGAGAACCAGGCAGCCCUUACUCCCCAGUACAGGGCCAGCAGGCCCAUAGCCUCUCCCCCACAAAAACCCAGACUCCCAACUCUUUCACAGGGACUAUCAGUCCCCAGGGUCAAAUCGUGGUGCCGGCGUCAGCCCUUCAGCAAGGCAACGUUACAGUGACGACAGUCAACCCCACCCAGAUGGUAGCAGGUGGCACGGUGUAUCAGCCUGUUACAGUCGUCACUCCACAGGGCCAAGUGGUGACACAGGGUCUGUCCCCCGGGACAAUACGUGUCCAGAACAAUCAGCUACAGUUACAAUUUCACCAGGACUUGAAUCUGUUUAGUCAAGAUGACAACUCCUCCAAGAACAAGCGCGGAGUCCUCCCCAAGCAGGCCACCAAUGUUAUGCGCUCCUGGCUCUUCCAACACAUUGGGCACCCUUAUCCAACGGAGGAUGAGAAGAAACAGAUUGCCACUCAAACUAACCUGACGCUACUUCAGGUCAAUAACUGGUUCAUAAACGCGAGGAGGCGGAUCCUGCAGCCCAUGCUGGAUGCCAGCUCCUCCGAGACGCCCAAAACCAAGAAGAAGACGCCUCAGAACCGGCCGCUGCAGCGCUUCUGGCCUGACUCCAUUGCCACAGGAGGAGUCACCCAGCAGCAAGUCACCAUGCCAGAUGGCACCAUGGUUACGAUGAGCGUAGAGGGUCUACAGAGCCUGACAUCGGACGGUGCCACGCUGGCAGUGCAGCAGGUGAUGAUGGGUGGUCACAGCGAGGACGAGUCAGGGGACAGCGGAGAGGAUGAUGAUGAUGAUAUGACCGGGCUGGGCCUGGACAACAGCGACUCUUUGCAGUAGAGGACGGACAAACACAAACACACACACACGCACGCACACAUACACACACUAUUGGUUUAUGUGUAAAUGCACACACUGUAUACACAUACAUGCCGAAUAUUGGUCUACACAUGAAAACACACCCCCUUUUUUUGAUCUGAACGUAAACGCACAACAAACACAUGAAAAGCUAGCAUUAAUGGCUUCAUUCACAAAACUACAUAUUCAAAAACAAGGAAAUGCCUAAACAGUCACAUUCAAACACACGCAAACACAAAAUGGGUUUACAUAGAGCACAAAACCAAGACAUGCCAGAGCGCUCCUGUCUCCCACUGAAUGGUGGCAUACGUUGUGUGUGUGUGUCGUUGUCAGGAGUGUCAUUUCAGAAGCCGUUUUUGGAAAGAAAAAAAAAUGUAGUCAAUGUAGGCGAGUGCACUUUUUGUAUUAUAUUGUAAGCAACCAACGGAAGCAAAAAGAGCGAGAAAAAAAGUGUUUUAAAAAACACACCUGAAGCAAGUUUGUAAGCUCUGUUAAAUGUCAAUUGUUUAUUUUUUAUUUUAUUUUAAACCCCCCCCACCCCCUUUUCUCUUCUAACUCAUUUUGGAUGCCAACACUUUCAGGUUGUAACUGUUAGUUUUUGUCUUCAAAGUUUUUGCAUGCUUGUGUUUGAGUAGAUGUGCUCAUUCUUAUGACUGACUCCAUAAUUUGGCUCCGACACAAACGAGGGCCUUGGCCUGCCCAGCAGAGCCUGUUAGGAGAGAUUUAAAAAGAAAAAAAAAAAAAAAGGAGAGAUGCUUAUUUUUAUAUACAAACAUGAGAAGUAAUGAGUGUUUUUUUUUUGUGUUCUCUCUUGUUUUGUAAGAAAUAUUUAUGUACAGAUUCAUUAUUAAAGCUAGCGGCCCUGUUUUCCAGGGUUUUAUUAAGUUUUCUAAAAAAGAAAAAAAAAGGAAUUGAAUCGACGUUGGGGAAAAAUUGCCAUGUAAAUUGGUUUUAAACUUGCGAUACUAAUAAGGCCUUACUUAUGUUGUUUUUGUAAAAACUAGCCAAGAAGCACAGAAAGAAAGCCUGACGCUUCAUGAAACAAUUCAAAGGACACUAAUGAACUCUUGUCUUGGUUGAGAAUGCACGGUAAUGAAUAAGAAUGAGUAGCUUGACUGCAGUACUUCGGUUUUUCUGAACACAAUUCAAGCUUUACCCACCUUGUGAAUACGACGAGUCAUGUGUUGUAAUCAUUUUAACCACAGUAGUGUAGAUGUCACUCUUACAAAAAAAAAAAUGCACAAUCCAGAACACUAUGUUUACCACACAAUCACAAGGGGGAGGAUCGAUGCACAGACACAAAAAAACAAAAACAAAACACGGAUGAUAUUCCACAGGAAGUAUCCACAUUAUCAAAUACAAACCUGAUCUAAAUCAAUAGCAAGAAACAAAAAGACACUUUGCACGCAUUAAUCUUUAUUUAUGUACACAUACGUGCUAUUGCAAACAGAGUGCAGUUGGAAAGCUAAGCCUCCCCUGUCAUUGCCUAUCUGAAGUACUCGGGAUGUGAGCACUUUGCUUCUUGAAGGUCCCAUUGCCAUGAAAAACAGUUUGUAGUGAGAGAUCUGUUGGAUUUUAUCGUUUCGUUAUUAUCACUGCACAGGUUUUGGGUGCCUCCUUGUCAUGUCAAUACCAGAAAUGUCAUAUUGUACAGUUGUUGUCAAUAGUUACAAUAGGCUCAUUUUAUUUCCCUUGCCCAUGUCUUGUAACGUUCAAACUUGGUUAAGUACAUUGAGUUUGGAGAAACCCCGGUGGACCGGACAUGUCGCGACUGUGGGUUGGGCCUCAGCUGAGCUCUGUUUUGACACUUGCGUCUUUGUCUUGCUUUUUACAGACCGUUCACUCUUUCUCUCGUCUGUUUUGCCUUAGAGCUUUCUAUUUUGGAAUAAACAAUGC